AUGAAGAUCAUGAUCAUUAUUUUACAUAUUUUAGUUCUAGUUCAAGAUUAUUCAGCUCAAUAUGAUGAUGAUGAUGAUCAAUCGAUUCUCUUAACUAAAAUUGUUGAAACAUCAACAACAAUUAAUUCCCUUAAUUUAAUUCUACAAACUACAAAUGAAUCAAUAAUAGAAGAAAAUACAACAAAUAUUGUAGAAUCAACAAAUGAAGUAAAUAAUAUUUCAACAAUAUUAACAACAGAAGAUAAUCAAUGGUCAUCCGUAUUUAGUUCAACUUUUGUUUCAAAUAAUUUUGAUUUAACAACAUUUGAAAAUAAAAUUAUUUAUCAAAAACAACAAUGGUUAAAUAUUAAUGAAAAUUCUUCAAUAUUUUGGAGAAAAAUAAACGAUGAUUCAACUUAUAUAAUAAGAUCUGAAGGUCAUUGUCUUGAACAGAUGUGUUCUAUAAAAUUAAAAUAUAAUGGAUCAUUAUCAAAUACUAUUGACGGUUGUUUAUCAUUUAUUCUUUGGACAUACGGUAAACCAGUUGGACAAUUAUGGAUUGAAGAAGAUGAAAAACAAGAAAGUUUUUCACAAAAAAUUCAAUUAACAAAUUCAAGUUUACGUGUUGAACAUUCAUUAAGAUCAAAAAUAAAAAAUUUAUCAAUUGAUGCACGAAUAUUAUUUCGAAAUUCUCAAAUAGAUGCUAUUACAUUAUCGAAUUUAAAUAUCACUUGGAAUGGAUCUUGUCAAAAAUAUUCUUCAAUAACAUCAUCAACAUCAACAUCGGAAAAUCCUGUUGAAAUAUUAACAUCAACUGAUUAUUCAAUAAUAUUUAGUAGUGAAAAUGAAAAUAUAUCUGAAACAAGUAUAUUAUCAACAAUUGAAUUAACAACAAUUAAAUUAAAUGAAAAGAAAAUAUCAUAUUCUUUUAUUAAUCAAAUGAAUAUUGGAUGGUUUUUAUUCUUAAUUAUUUUCUUUUGUUUAUUAAUAAUAAUUUUAUCAUUUAUUUAUGGGAUUUGGUCAAUACAAAAACAUUAUCGUUAUAUAUGGUAUAUUCCAUAUGAUUAUCCAAUUCAAUUUCUUUCACGAACAUCAGUUCGUUCAUCAACAAGAUCACAAAAUAAAAUUCAAACACUUGCACAAAUAACUUCACAAAUUUUUCAAGAAAAAUAUUUUGAUACUUCGACAACACAUAGUAAUCGAUCAACAACAUCUUCAACAUUUUAUACUUAUUUUUAA
This is a messenger RNA of Adineta steineri, 1218 nucleotides long. The record is from the annotation of a GenBank genome assembly. Lineage: Eukaryota; Metazoa; Rotifera; Eurotatoria; Adinetida; Adinetidae.